Messenger RNA from Cuscuta epithymum, 1340 nucleotides. Lineage: Eukaryota; Viridiplantae; Streptophyta; Magnoliopsida; Solanales; Convolvulaceae. The record is from the annotation of a GenBank genome assembly.
UAAAAAUUAAAAUCAACAAUAAACAAUCAUAGGAAACACGGUGCAACAAAAAGUAACAAUAUGCAACAAAAUGAAAUACAUGUUGUACAACAAAAAGCAACAAAAAAAAACACAAUACAAUACAUGUGUGUUGCGGUUUUAGUUCGGUAUUAGGCUGGAAAAAAUCUAUCGUAUCUUCCUUCAUCAGUUUACAAAGUAUAUAUAUACAUAUGUUGGCCGAGAAAAUAAGCCCUCAGCCCAAAGAAAGAAUAAACAAGGCUAGACUACAAGAAAUAAUUUACAAGCCCAUUUACGGUUUAACACCCCCUCAAGUUGGAGCAUGUGGAUUAAAGAUGUCCAACUUGCUCGGGUAUGUUUUAAGUUCUCUGGUUUACGUGGGUAUGUUGUUUUCUCAUUGCUAAUUAUGCAAAAGCCAAUAUUGGGACAAUGAAGUCCUAUCGAUUGUUUAAGGAAUUUGUUGGUGGCUAUGCAAACAUUGGGGCAACUGCCGUUGACUUCAAAAACUUCAAAAGAGACCUCAGAGCAUACAUUGAAGGUGUAGAUGCACAAAUGCUCAUUGAUAAAUUGUUUAAGAAGCAAGAGUUGUGUUCAACAUUCCUUUUCGAAUAUGAUGCUGACGAGAAUGAUCAGUUGACACGACUGUUCUGGUGUGAUCCUAUAGCGAGAAAGAAUUACGCAUUCUUUGGGGAUGUCAUUUCGUUUGAUGCGACCUAUGGGACAAAUAGGUACAAUAUGAUUUUCACGCCCUUCACAGGUGUAGACAACCAUAAGAAAUGCAUCACUUUUGCUGCUGGUCUUCUAUCUAAGGAGGAUGUUGAGUCGUAUGAAUGGAUUUUUACUCGCUUCCUCAAUGCAAUGCAUCGUGAACCUAAUUGCAUAGUUACUGAUCAAGAUCCUGCUAUGCGUAUUGCCAUCGAGAAUAUUUUCAAACAUGCACGUCACAGAUAUUGCGUGUGGCACAUUAUGAAAAAGGUUACUUCAAAGGUUGGCCCCGUGUUGAGUCAUAAUGAGGAUUUCAUGUCCAAGAUCAAUUCUGUAGCCAUGUGACUUUUAAAGUAGAUGGUUGUCUGUUAUGAAAGAGUUCGACUUGGUUAAUAAUGAAUGGUUCUCACACAUGUUCUUUAUACGUAUGUUUUGAAUCCCAUCAUAUUUUAGGGAUUUAUUUAUGGGUGGUUUACUUAGAACAACUUCAAGGUCUGAAAGUGAGAAUCGUUUUUUUGGAGAAUUCAGUAAUCCACAUUUCAGUUUAGUUGAGUUUUAUAUGCAGUAUGAAAGUGCAAUGGAUUCGCAACGUCAUACGAAUGAUAAACUGAAUGGAAGUUCUGAUUGUUAUGUUCCAG